Messenger RNA from Solenopsis invicta (red fire ant), 1053 nucleotides. RefSeq names its product dehydrodolichyl diphosphate synthase complex subunit Nus1. The transcript is spliced from 5 exons. Gene Ontology annotation, molecular function: ditrans,polycis-polyprenyl diphosphate synthase [(2E,6E)-farnesyl diphosphate specific] activity. The record is from RefSeq and is a predicted model, not a curated record. Lineage: Eukaryota; Metazoa; Arthropoda; Insecta; Hymenoptera; Formicidae. Bases 234 to 980 code for a protein of 248 amino acids. Gene Ontology annotation, cellular component: dehydrodolichyl diphosphate synthase complex; endoplasmic reticulum membrane.
GGGGAGAUAUCUCUUUCGCAUUGUGUCUAUUGAGGGAUCUUUUGUUCUCUGUCUCUUUCUAUUAGCUCACGCAUUCGUGGCUGGUAGAGUCCUAUAUAAAGAGAGAAGCGACAUCGAACCCCCACCACAACCUUCAGUAUCCAAUUGAGUCCUCCACCGCCAUUUUGGGACCGCUUAACGUCAUCAAACACCAUUCGUAUCAUUCAGACACGCAGUCGCACGCCAACGGCAACAUGAACGCGCUUCUAUACAUGCUGUUAGUGCUUGCACAUUUCUUAUAUAGCCUAUAUUUGGCGAUUCGCAGCACGUGCAUUGUGGUGUACCGGUGGUUCACAGAGUCCUGGUACAGAACGGCGGAAUUCGACGUGCUCGUCCACACGCUCGCGAAAACGAGCAAGACACCUAGGCACCUGGUGAUCGUACUCGGACUGUACGACGAGUCCGUCCUGGAUUGUGUGCGUAUAAUUGGAUGGUGCAUUACACUUGAUAUACCUUACAUCAGCUUCUUCGAUCGUGACGGUUUCUUGAAGAAGAAUGAAGUUAAUCUUAAAGAGGAAUUUGCGAGGAAACGGCCUGAUCUAGUAGAGCAUAUUAUUUGGAAUUCACACGCAAAAGCACCUAGUCAAAAUAGAACAAUUGGAAGCAAGUCGAAAAUAAAUGUAUCGUUACUGUCAAACGUAGACAGCAAAGGAAAAAUAGUGACGUUGGCGCAGUCGCUGGGAAAAGCCAUAUCUUCGGGGGACCUCGACCCAAAAGAAAUUACGGAUGAACUAAUCACUGAAAAAUUACAAAUAAAAGAGAUGCCCGAUCCCGAUCUCGCUUUAAUAUAUGGUUAUACUUAUUCUACACAUGGUAUUCUACCAUGGCACACGAGAACAACAGAAUUUUUAAUGCUGCCGAUGUACGUUAAUGUCUCGGUGAAAGAUUUCAUAUAUUUAUUAGAGAGGUAUAACAAAUGUAUACAACGGUAUGGUAAAUAGUAUGUAAUUAUCCUUAUUUGUAUAAGAGAGAUAUUGCGUUUGGAUAAGAAGAAAUAAAUUAUUAAAAAACUGA